This is a messenger RNA of Rotaria sp. Silwood1, 1329 nucleotides long. The record is from the annotation of a GenBank genome assembly. Lineage: Eukaryota; Metazoa; Rotifera; Eurotatoria; Philodinida; Philodinidae.
AUGACAUAUUCAACUGGCCAUUGGCCACGCUCUGUAACUGUUGGAGAUUUUAAUAACGACACUCUACUGGAUAUCGUUGUCACCAAUCAGGUCGGUAACACUAUAGGUGUCCUUCUUGGAUAUGGAAAUGGCUCAUUUGCAAAUCAAAAGACAUACUCAACUGGUUCUGUACCAUGGUCUGUAGCUGUUGGUGAUUUUAACAACGACACCCAGCUGGAUAUCGUCGUUGCUAAUUAUGCUGACAGCACCGUAAGUGUCCUUCUCGGAUAUGGCAAUGGCUCUUUUGCAAAUCAAACGAAGUAUUCAGCUGGCUCUGGCGGACUAUCUGUAGCUGUUGGUGAUUUUAAUAGUGACACCCGACUGGAUAUCGUCGUUGCUAAUUUGGGUGACAACACUAUAAGUAUACUUCCCGGAUAUGGCAAUGGCUCUUUUGCAAAUACAACGAAAUAUUCAACUGGGUAUGAACCAUGGCCUGUAGCUGUUGGUGAUUUUAACAACGACACCCAUCUGGAUAUCGUCGUCGCUAAUUAUGGUGACAACACUGUAAGUGUCCUUCUUGGAUAUGGCAAUGGCUCUUUUGCAGAUCAAACAACAUAUUCAACUGGCAUUAGUCCUUCAUCGGUAGCUGUUGGUGAUUUUAAUAGCGACAACCGACUGGAUAUCGUCGUUGCUAAUGCGAAUGACAAUACUGUAAGUGUCCUUCUCGGAUAUGGCAAUGGCUCUUUUGCAAAUCAAACGAAAUAUUCAGCUGGCAUUAGUCCUUCAUCGGUAGCUGUUGGUGAUUUUAAUAGCGACAAUCUACUGGAUAUCGUCGUCACUAAUUGGAGUGGCAACACUAUGAGUGUCUUUCUUGGAUAUGGCAAUGGUUUUUUUGCAAAUCAAAUGAUAUAUUCAACUGGCAUUAGUCCUUUUUCUGUAGAUGUUGGUGAUUUUAAUAAUGACACUCGACUGGAUAUCGUUGUCUCGAAUACCAAUGAGGAAAGGGUUAGUGUACAUCUCGGAUAUCCCAAUGAAGGUUUUCUAAACCAAAUGAGGCUCAUAACUGGGAAUGGAUCUCGGCCUAAGUCAUUCGCCAUUGGGGAUUUUAACAAUGACGGUCAAAUGGAUAUUGCAGUUGCAAAUUCAGGUACUAACAACGUUGGUAUUUUUCUGAGAUAUGACAAUGGUUCUUUCGCAAAUCAAAUGACAUAUCCAACCGAUUCCUCUCCAUGGGCGGUAGCUGUUGGUGAUUUCAACAAUGAUACAAUACUUGACAUUGUCACCGUGAAUCAUGUCAAUGACACUGUUGGUGUAUUUCUUGGUUGUGAUAAAUGUGCUGAACUAAAAUAA